Molecule: messenger RNA, 1769 nt
Organism: Ananas comosus (pineapple)
Lineage: Eukaryota; Viridiplantae; Streptophyta; Magnoliopsida; Poales; Bromeliaceae
Exons: 4
Coding region: 1-1467 (488 amino acids)
Biological process (GO): interstrand cross-link repair
Cellular component (GO): Fanconi anaemia nuclear complex
Source: RefSeq, a predicted model, not a curated record
AUGGCAUUUAUCUGGGGGCUAUCACUUUUAGCCAUCAGUGUAGUUCGCAGGAACUGCGACACGCUGACCAGUAUAAAGUUGCUUAUCGGUGGCUCCCUCUCUGCGAUCCCCUCCUCCUCCUCCUCCUCCUCCUCCUCCUCACCCCACCACCCAACCUUUUGGGCCAGCUCCGCCGCACGCCACCUGCUCGACGAAUUGCCCCAACAAGGAGCCAUCUUUGAUCACUUCUACGAUCCGCCUCAAUGGCUUCUAGAAGCGUCGCCCAACUCCACUCCUCUCCUCCAUUGGCUUCCGCUUUCCGGAAGAAGCUCCCGGAGUACUAAAAAGCCCUUUUUGGACGAACCCAACUCGCCAAACUCGGUUCCGGAGCAAGCCGAAGAUGCCCCAUCGAGUCCCGAUUCUUCUGCUCUUCCUCCUCGGCCUCCCGUGCACCUGUUUGCCGAGAGGUUGUUGGAUGCUCAAAACCGGGUUCUUGGAGCAGGGACUACAAAAGAAGCCCUGCGAGCAGCAAAGGAGAUAGAGCAGCUCUGCUCCGACACCGGCGAUCCUGUAUUCGUUUUGAGUUUUAUCCAACCGUGGGAAGCUAACGACGAUAUUCGCAUGGUUCUCCUAUCUAAUCUCUCACUCCGGGAUAGUUUAUCCUCCGCGAAGGAGCCUGCUCUUCUCCUUUGCUCGCUUAUCCUCCCAAACUUUCUUGCGCACCCAAGGCCAAUUUCGUCGCUUCUUCUUUCUCCCACGCUUGACUUGUGCAAGCGCCACCCUACAGCAGCGGUGGAAGCUCUCCUCUUCCCGACCAUCCUUCGCAAGCAAGGUCUCAGCUUUAUUCUCUGCGACAUCCUUGUGAGGGUUAUAAAGGAGUGCAUGCAUCGAGCACAUGUCGCGGCCUUUUGCCAGCGGCUGCUAUGUGGGGAAGAGAAGGAUAGGAGGAUAGUGUGUAUGCCCCAACACAAGGAUUAUAUAUCAGACGAAUUGGUUUGGGAAGAACCUCUCUUCGUGCUGUUUUAUAAUAUACUUAAUUUGGAUAUUGCGUUGACGCCGGAUUCUGCUGAACGUCUUGUUCUUGUGCUGGAUGAUAUGGCGCCCAAAUUUCAGAAGUCUUCAAAGUUUGGGAAUUUCAUGCUUUCUUUCGUGACAAAGUGCGGCCGCGCUGCGAAGCUUCAUAAGUCUUUGCUGGAGAGAGCGGCGGCGAUGACCGAUACCGUUGUGACUAAGGCCAUACUGUCGAAAUUGCACGGUUGGGGAAGAGUCAAAUUGGAUUUUGCUCUCAUGUUUUCCAAUGGGCGGUUUCACAAAACCAAUGUCGGAGAGAAGGAACGUCACGGAUUUACAAUUGGCCAACUCGGUAAAGCACUCGGAAAAAAGCGCGGAACAUGCGGCGUGAUUGAUGUUCAUAUAUUCCAUGGUAGCAAAUUGGAGCAGUUCCUUAUCAACCGUUCCUGCAUACGUGACAUUAUCGAGAUGCUUUAGCUUGUCCAAUUUAAACACAACAUCUUAUUCCGAAUGCAAUACAAUAAAGAUAAUUAAACACCAACAUUUUUUUUUUUAAUUUUUUCGCUCUGGAAAACAAAAACUCAUCAAUAUCAAUAUUGUGUAAAUUAAGUUAGUUUUAAUAUUAAUAGAAGAAGAAAGAUGAUUAGCUAAUCAGGGUUGCUAACUGAGUAGCUCAUUAUGGUAGGGAAAAAGAGGAGAAAAAAAUGACAAUAGUAAGCUUGCUAUAUGGCUCUUCUUCAUGACUUCAAAGAAAAAAAAAAAUAGUUACUUUAGUUCGU